CCGACACCAAAACCGAGCUCUCGCGGUCUCUGUCCCCUCCCCUUCGCGUGGGGCUAGGGUUUCGUCCGCUUCGCGCGCAGUCAAGAUGCCCCGCUACGAUGAUCGGUAUGGUGGGAACACAAGGCUGUACGUGGGUCGUAUCUCCUCUCGUACAAGGACAGAGGACCUUGAAGACAUUUUCAGCAGAUAUGGGAGGUUUUGGGGGCUUACCCAACCUCGGUGUCCAUGGUGGGAGGGUGUCCUUGGUGGCAUUGCUGGCUGUUCUCCCAAAGUUUCUAGCAGGCUUUGCCGAUUCUUUUGAAAAAAAAAUCAUCUGCCUUAAUUGAAAUCCACAGUUAUCACUCGCAUUUAGUUCCUUCUGACUGGUGAUUCAUUUAUCUACCCAUUUCCUGAUGGCGUUACUGUUUCUGGAAACCAUUUCCGCAGAGUGCGUUAUGUGGAUAUGAAGCAUGAGUUCGCAUUUGUUGAGUUUAGCGAUCCCCAGGAUGCUGAUGAUGCAAGGUACAAUCUUGAUGGUCGGGAUAUUGAUGGAAGCCGCAUAAUUGUCGAGUUUGCUAAAGGGGUUCCGCGUGGCCCAGGAGGAUCCCGUGAAUAUAUGGGCAGGGGACCACCUCCAGGUUCUGGCCGCUGCUUUAACUGUGGUAUUGAUGGGCAUUGGGCUCGUGACUGCAAAGCUGGUGACUGGAAAAACAGGUGCUACCGCUGCGGAGAUAGGGGCCACAUAGAAAGAGACUGUCGGAAUAGCCCUAAGAAUCUCAGGCGUGGAAGAAGUUACUCAAGGUCCCCAUCCCCUCGUCGUGGAAGGGGCCGUGAUAGGAGUUACAGCAGGAGCCGCAGUAGGAGCUACAGCCGCUCCCGAUCUCCAAGGAGGGAUACCUGUGACGAAAGGCGAUCAAUGAGCCCUCGCGACAGCCGCAGCCCAAGGAGGAGCCCUCGCGACAGCCGCAGCCCAAGGAGGAGCCCUUCACCAUCCAAGGGAAGGGGCCGUAGCCCCAGCAGGAGUCCUGCACCAAGGGAACGCAAUGGCUCAGAUCACAGCAUGAGCCCAAGGAGAGCUGACAGCCGUAGCCCAGCAGAUCACGAGCGCCGUGACCUCAGUCCGGUGGCCAAUGGUCGUAGCCCAAGCCCCAGGGACUCCAAAGAAAAUGGCAACCAGCACCUUUCCCCCAGAGGAAGUGCAUCCCCCUGAAAUGGUUUUUGAUAUUUUUCCUAUGUUCAUGGACCACCCCAAACAUCCUUAUGAUUGGAUCUGGUAUCAAUCUUUUCAGUGUCAGUUGUAACUUUAAAGUGCACAUGAAUCAUUUUGCUUUCCUUUUAUGCUAUGAAAAAAAAUUGUGUGCAAAUCUUGGGAA
Panicum virgatum (switchgrass) is the source of this 1352-nucleotide messenger RNA. RefSeq names its product serine/arginine-rich splicing factor RS2Z33-like. The transcript has 7 exons. NCBI's taxonomy places the organism in Eukaryota, Viridiplantae, Streptophyta, Magnoliopsida, Poales, Poaceae. Bases 443 to 1189 code for a protein of 248 amino acids. The record is from RefSeq and is a predicted model, not a curated record. Gene Ontology annotation, molecular function: mRNA binding; zinc ion binding. Gene Ontology annotation, cellular component: nuclear speck. Gene Ontology annotation, biological process: mRNA splicing, via spliceosome.